This is a messenger RNA of Bufo bufo (common toad), 2717 nucleotides long. RefSeq names its product BLK proto-oncogene, Src family tyrosine kinase (gene BLK). The record is from RefSeq and is a predicted model, not a curated record. Gene Ontology annotation, molecular function: ATP binding; signaling receptor binding; non-membrane spanning protein tyrosine kinase activity. Gene Ontology annotation, biological process: protein phosphorylation; cell differentiation; cell surface receptor protein tyrosine kinase signaling pathway. NCBI's taxonomy places the organism in Eukaryota, Metazoa, Chordata, Amphibia, Anura, Bufonidae. Bases 264 to 1763 code for a protein of 499 amino acids. Gene Ontology annotation, cellular component: extrinsic component of cytoplasmic side of plasma membrane. The transcript is spliced from 13 exons.
UCUGCAACUGAUUACAGGAUAAUAAAGUGGGAACGCAGAUAACCAGCGACACCCUUGGGUGCUAUUUUUGGUAUAUUUGAAUGUCAGCGACCAAAGAAAUUUAUCAGAGCAGGGCUGACAGGAAACAGGGGUCUUGUCUUAUUGUAACUGACAGUUCACAAGCUGCAUGCCAGUGUAUGGAGCUCGCUGCAGCCUCUACUGGAUGAAGGGAGAUUUCUCUGGACUCUAUGAGUUCUACCAACUUAUUACACUGACCAGUGAGGAUGGGGGUGGUCAGCAGUAAAAUGCUCUCCUGGAAGAAAAAUGACCAUCAUAAUCAGAGUUCUCCAGCUGGCCAGUUUUACAAACCUUCUCAUCCUCCAAUAGUUCCAGCUCCACGACCUCAGCAUUUGGCCGUAAAAGGCAAAAUUUCACAAAAAGAAAAGAAAUUUGUUGCUGCAUUGCAUGACUAUACUCCUCUAAAUAAUGGGGACCUGGAAUUACAAAAAGGAGAGAAACUGGAGCUCCUGUCAGAUUCCAGUGGAGAUUGGUGGUUUGCAAAGUCUGAACGUACUGGCAAAGAAGGCUACAUUCCCAGUAACUUUGUGACUCUUGUCAACAGCUUGGAAUUGGAAAUGUUCUUUUUCAAUCACAUCACUCGGAAAGAUGCUGAAAGACAACUCCUGGCUCCGGAUAACAACCCUGGAACAUUUCUCAUCCGUGAGAGUGAAACCAGCCUAGGCACCUAUUCGCUUUCUGUUCGCGACAAAGAUGCAACAAAAGGAGACAUAAUCAAACACUAUAAGAUCAGGAUGCUGGACAACGGCGGAUAUUAUAUCUCCCCCUCCCUCACCUUCUCCUCACUACAGGAACUUGUCGGACAUUAUUCCGCCAAGGCAGAUGGCUUAUGCCGCAAACUGACGAAGCCGUGUCCGGCGCUGAUCAGGAGCACGUGGGAGACAGACGUGUGGGAAAUCCCCCGGGACUCUCUUAGGCUCUUGAAGAAGCUUGGAGCAGGACAGUUUGGAGAAGUGUGGAUGGGUUAUUAUAAUAACAACUUAAAAGUGGCCAUUAAGACUUUAAAAGAAGGCAGCAUGUCCCCACUGGCUUUCCUGGAUGAGGCGAACUUGAUGAAAAUGCUCCGACAUGACAAGCUUGUGCAGUUAUUUGCUGUGGUCACCAAAGAGCCCAUAUACAUAGUAACAGAAUAUAUGAGUAACGGGAGUUUAGUGGAUUUUUUGCAGACAGAUGAAGGAGCAAAGCUGCGCUUUCCAAAACUGGUAGACAUGGCGGCACAGGUGGCUGAGGGUAUGGCGUACAUUGAGAAGAAGAAUUACAUCCACCGAGAUCUGAGAGCCGCCAACGUCCUGGUGUCUGAUAUUAUGUGCUGUAAGAUAGGAGAUUUUGGACUGGCACGAAUCAUCGAUACCGAAUACAUCGCAAAAGAGGGUACAAAAUUUCCCAUCAAAUGGACAGCCCCUGAAGCCGUCAACUUUGGAGUCUUCACUAUAAAGUCUGAUGUGUGGUCCUUCGGAAUACUUCUCACUGAAAUUGUGACAUAUGGUCGAAUUCCAUACCCAGGUAUGACGAACCCUGAGGUUAUACGGCUACUAGAAGAAGGCUAUCGCAUGCCCUGCCCUGAAAACUGUACAUCAGAACUGUAUGAUAUCAUGCUGAAAUGCUGGAGAGAAACGUCAGAGGAAAGACCAACCUUCGACUAUCUGCAGUCGGUUCUAGAGGAUUUCGGGACAGCAACUGAGAAGCAGUACGAGGAUGAACCCUGACACUGACCUAUUGCAUGUUACUUUCGCUGGAGUCCAAGUCAUGUGAUCCAGGCUUAAAAAUAAUGACUCCCCUCAAUCCCUGUUUAUAGGACAUAUUUUAGGAUUGGUCACUAGAUGAUUGGAUAAGUCUUCCUCUGCUCUACCUAAUGGCAACCAAUAUAAUAGUUUUACUUUUCAGUUUUAAAUUUUCAGUUAUUUGUACAAUGUAUUUGGAAUUAUGGCCAACGCCAGAUUAUACAUAGAGAAGUUGUAAUGAAUGAAGAGUACCUAGGGGAAAUCAGGCAGUGCCAAGGGGUCAAAACCUGUGGGCCUCUCGAGAAGAACAUCAAAUGUGGGACCUCCACCUGAAGAUGUUCAUCCAGCAUGGUGCUUUCCAUUUUGGAAGUUGUCAGUGGGGUAGUGAUGUCACUAUUCUACAACCAGAGGACAAGAGACUUGUUGAGGUCCAUUUGUAACAAUUAGCACUGUCAAUUCACUUUUGGCAUAUAAGGGUUUAUUCAUUGGACACACUGUGGGUUUACACCUGGGAUAUAUGUGACAUAUAGACCACUGGGUCAACCUAUGUUUUUCCAAUUGUGCACUACGUGUCACUGAGUCCCUGUUGCUUUUUAGUCAUUCUUGGUGUGUUCUGCCUCUACGGGCUUUGUGCUGGUUUCUCUCCUUCAGCUGCAUUUUAACUGGCUGUCCCAUGGAAUAGAGUAGUGGUCAAGCAUGUGCAGCACCGCUCUAUUCACACACAGGACUCAUAGACCCCCAUUCUUAUGAACGGUGGGGUCCCAAUGAUCCUGUAGAUGGAUGACAAAUGUUUAUAGGACAUUGAGGUCCUAUAACAACUCAAGGUUACUACAGGAUAAGUAAUGUAAUGUAUGUACACAGUGACUCCACCAGCAGAAUAGUGAGUGCAGCUCUGGAGUAUAAUACAGGAUGUAAGUCAGGAUCAAUACAGGAUAAGUA